CAUUACGAAUCUCAGUAUGUCUAAUUUGCCUCAAAUAGAUUUGAAACUUAGAGACAUACAUCGAGUAGUGGACAUUCAUUGCCACGCUAUCGAGCAUAUCCAUAUGGCCGCAAAUAAUGCAGCUACACAAUAUCUGUUGGCAAUUAUUCUAUUCGUAUUCUCAUUCUCUGUAAAUCUUUAUCGCCUAUAUAACGCAUUAAUAACUAUGGACAAUCGAGUGGAAAUAUUCUGUUCUACUAUUGUAGUUACUUAUCAUUUAAUGACGGCACUCUACAACAAUCAUUACGGACAAUUAAUUAUUAAUAGUAAUCAUGACAUAUUUAAUGAAUUGUAAGUGUUAAUAAUUACUAUAUUUCUUACAUGUGUAUCGUUUAGAUAAUUCAUAUUUUAUCAGUUUUUAAUACUAAAAGUAUAAUGAUAUUGCCGGCAUAUAUUAAAUGAUAGAAUGAUAUGCAGAUGUGCUUCUACAUGGUAUCGCAUUCCUUUAAAAGCUCAAAAACUUUUGUUGUU
Apis mellifera (honey bee) is the source of this 510-nucleotide messenger RNA. RefSeq lists its product as uncharacterized. Bases 17 to 334 code for a protein of 105 amino acids. The record is from RefSeq and is a predicted model, not a curated record. NCBI's taxonomy places the organism in Eukaryota, Metazoa, Arthropoda, Insecta, Hymenoptera, Apidae. The transcript has 3 exons.